Messenger RNA from Salarias fasciatus (jewelled blenny), 2560 nucleotides. RefSeq names its product CCM2 like scaffold protein (gene ccm2l). The record is from RefSeq and is a predicted model, not a curated record. Gene Ontology annotation, biological process: heart morphogenesis. NCBI's taxonomy places the organism in Eukaryota, Metazoa, Chordata, Actinopteri, Blenniiformes, Blenniidae.
AUGUAGGGACUGAAACCUGAAGCUUGUGAUGCCCGAGCCGCCUGUAAGGAACUCACCUGGUUCCCUGUGGUUUCCUAGCAAAGGCCACUGUAGGGUCAGAGGUCAAGAGGAAACGCAUGAAGCCAGAGGAAAGGUCCCACAAAGAUAGUACUGCAAGUGUGUGUGUGUGUGUGUGUGUGUGUGUGUGUGUGUGUGUGGAACAAUCAGAGUCAAGUCAGAAAUGUGAGCGAGUGGAGUUCAGAGAACCGGGAUCCACUGCAGCCCUGAGACGGACGCUGGGACAGCAACAGGCAAGAGGACAGCCAGAAGCUCUGCUGAGGGAUCCAGAGACCAGGACCAGGACCAGGACCACUGAACCACCAUGGACUACGAGCCAAAGAAGUCCAAGAAGGGCUUCGUGUCCCCCAUCAGGAGGCUGGUUCGGUCCAAGCCGUCUCGCCGGCCGGUGGACGGCGGCGCCGCGUACCGCCGCCCGCUGCACACCGUCCCCCUUUACCCUCCCGACUACCUGAUCCACCCCGAGCGGCUCGUCUUCGACUACGUGGAGAAAGAAGUGAAGUUCCUGGGCCACCUGACCUGGGUGUCCGUCUCGCUGAACCCGUCCAGCCGGGACGAGCUGCUGCAGCUGCUGGACGCCGCCAGGCAGCUGAAGGUCCUGCCGCUGAGGACCAGCCCGGACCAGGACUGCAUCCUGAGCCUGUCGGCUCGCUGCCUGCUGCUCACCUGGAGGGACAACGAGAAGCUGCUGAUGAGGAUCCCCACGCACCAGAUCGCCGCCGCGUCCUACCUGAGGGACGACGCCCUGCACCUGCUGGUGCUCAAGACCGGCCUGGACGUGGACACGGUGGUUGCCGGGGACGACAGCCUGGACAGGAAGAAGCCGGCGGGCGUGGACGGGCGUCGUCAGACCAUGAGCGGCGGCGUCGACCCCCGGCCUGCAGGGGGAACCAUGGAGCGCCGACACACCAUCUGCGGCGUGGACUGGAGGCCGUCGCUGUCCAGGAGCGGCCACGACAAGAACCAGAACCAGAACCAGACCCCGGAGCGAGGGGGCGGGGACCGGGCGGGGGGGGGCAGUCUGGAGAGGAAGAGGGGCGGGGGCAGCUGGGAGAGGAGGCAGACCCGGAAAACGGGGGGCAGCUGGGAGAACCGGCGAGCCACCACGAGUGGCAGCUGGGGGGUGGGAGGGGGGGGCAGCUGGGAGAGGAGGGGCGGCGGCGGCGGCGGCGGCGGCGGCGGCGGCGGCGGCGGCGGCGGCGGCAGCUGGGAGAGACGGCAGGCCUGCACCGGCAGCUGGGAGAGGGGGCGGAGCUACGGCAGCUGGGAGAGGAGGAACCACAACCCGCUGGAACCCAGACCCUGUCCCCACGCCUACUGCAACCUGCUCAUCCUGGCCGUCCACAGCCGGGACGCUGCAGAGGAGUACCUCUCUCUCAUCUGUCAGAUGUUCCAGAUCAUCUACGGCCAUCGGACCAUCGAGUGUGUGGACCGGGCCGGGCUGCACCACAGCCUGCCGGACCGCCGCUGGCUGCAGAGGAGCGACAGCUGUCUGACCGACAUGUCCUACAGCUACGAUCCAGAGUUCAGCUGCUGCAGCUCGUAUGACGGCUCCCAGGACCUGGAGUUGUACUACAGCGAGACGUACAGCGAGAGCUCGUCGCUGUCGCUGCAGGACUCCGUGGGUGACGGAGCAGACGGCAACCCGGCUCUGCUGCUCAUGCAGGACUACAUGAUCACCCUGCGGUCCCGGCUGCUCCCGGUGGAGCUGCAGCGCUUCGCCGUCCUGCUCAGAGAGUACCGGCUGGGAUCGGACAUCGACCACUUCUGCUCGCAGCUGCUGCAGCUGUAUGGAGACGACCGCAAGUUCCUGCUGCUGGGCAUGCGUCCCUUCAUCCCUGACAAAGACGUGGGAUCGUUUGAGAGUUUCCUGGAAAGCAUCGGCAUCCGGGAAGGCGGGAUUUUAACCGACAGCUUUGGACGAAUCAAGCGUAGCAUGAGCAGCAUGUCGGCCUCGGCCAUGAGAGGGUACGACAAUGGCUCCCUGGCUUCAGGAUGUCAGGAAUUCAACCGACGCAUGACGGACAUCACUCAGGACAUCCAGGCUCUGGGCUUCCAGGACACUCAGGAGGACAUCGAGGAGGAGGACUACUACCUGUAGGGGGCGCAGAGCAUCUUCCUCCCUGUGAGGGCGCCUGGAAUCUGCUGCUGCAGCAUGAAGCCUCCACCAUCCUCCACCAUCCUCCACCAUCCUCCCCCUCUGAUGUCGCUGGGCUCAGUAGAUAUCAGGGAUCGAGGCACAUCCAGAGAAAGGCCAUGUGACCGCGCGGCAGCCUGUUUCCCAUGAUGCCGUGCGGCGGCGGCCCCAGGCGUCCUGCUGUGCCGGAGCUGGAGUCACGGGGCUUCAGUCCGUUACGUAACAAACGUUUCCCCGCCGGAUUAGUCAGCGAUGUGACGGCACGGCGUUCAUCUGCAGGGCCGACUGUGACCUCCGACCUCCGACCCUCGAACAUGUUACAGAAUAAAGCUGGAGGAACUGAGGAGGUUGUGUGUUUGAAUCCCU